AUGGACUCCCCUUGUGAGGAUCGCUCGGUUGUAGCAGCACCAAAGGAGCCCUCGGUUGUAGCUGCACCUGCAGAGUCUCCAGUUGUUGCAGCACUUGAGAAACCGUCGGCUGUAGCAGCAGCGUCUGCGAGUGUGUCUGAGACGGUAUCAGAGGCCUGCCAUGUCGUCGUGAACAUGGACUUGCUCACACCCCUGGUUGCAGCCUCUCCUGGCGGAAAACCAGUGGGAGGAUCAGCUUUUGAGGGAGAUUUGCUCGGUGGAGAGAGAUGUGGAGGAGUUGAGGGGAGUGGUGAAGGAGAAAGACGGGGAACUGGAGAGGCUGAGGGUGGAAGUUUCGAGGAAAGUAGAGCUUCUGAGGCGCGUGCAUGGGCGAGCGAUGAAGAUGAGGGCGGACGCGAAGGGGACGAUCCGACGGCUGAGAUUGGAGCUGCAGACGGCGCGGGGGUUGCUGGAGAGGAGGGAGGAGAGGGUGAGGGAGAAGGGAGGGCGUUGAGGGGAGAGAUUAGUGUGUUGGUGCAGGAACUUGAGGAGAUUAGGGGUGGGAAUGAGGCGGUGGUGUGUGUGUUAGAGGAGGCGAGGAAAGAGGUGGUGGAGGAGAGAAAGGAGAUUGAGAAGGGGAGGAGGGAGGUGGAGGAGGCUGUGAGGGAGGUGCGGAAGCUGCAGAAUGGGAAGGAUGAGGAGGGGGAGAAGGAGAAGGAGAAAAAGAAGGAGAAGGAGGGUGAGAGGAGAGAGGAGGGAGAGGAGGGAUCCGCUAAUAGGGAAGGAGAGGAAGCUAGGGAGGGAGAGGGGAGUGGGGGGAAUGACACUAGUGGUAUGAACAAUCUGCUGCUGGUCCAGGAGGACAUGAGGAGGCGAGAGGAAGAGUUGCAACGAGAGGCGGAGCAGGUGAGAGAGUGGCUGCACGCGGAGAGGCAGCAGCGCGCCCUCCUGGAACAGCAGCUGGCGGCAUUGGAAGAACAGAUAGAGGGGUUGAAAGAGGCGCGGAGUGGUGCUGAGGCGACUCAGGAAAAGCAGCUGGCGGAUUUGGAAGAGCAGAUUGAGGGGCUGAAAGCGGCUCGGAAGGGUGCGGUUGAGCAGAUGGAGAGGGAGAGGAGAGAGUGGGUGGAGGAGAGGAAGAGGGAGAGGGUGGGGAGAGAGGAGGAGAGGGAGCGGGCGGAGAGGGAGAUGAAAGAGAGAGUGGAGGAGGAGGAGGGGAGGAGGAGGGAUGUGGAGGUGGAAGUGAGAGAGCUGAAGGAGAGGCUUGGUGGCGAGGAGGAAGAGAGGAGGAAGGCGGAGGAGGACAGAGAGGGAUUGAGGAGGAGAGGAGGGAGGGCGGAGGAGGGGAGGGUGAGAGCGGGGGAGGAGUGGAAGAGAGAGAAGGAGGAGGUAGAGAAGGGGGUGGAGGAGGAGAGGAGGAGGAGAGGGGAUGCGGAGGAGGAGGUGGUGAGGCUGAAGGAACGUGAGGUGGCAUUGUUGACUGCGUUGACUGAGGAGACUGGGAAGGUGGGAACGCUGGAGGCUGCUUUGGCGGAGCGAGAGGCGAGGAUAUCCUCGAUAGAAGCAGAGAUUCGCUACAAGGAGGUACGUGCUGGUGAGUUGGAAGCGAGGGUUAGAGAGCUGGAGGGGAGGAUUGAGGAAGGUAGGGUUGAGUUUGAGAAGGAACGGAGGAGGAUGGAAGCGGAGAGGAGAGAGGAGAAUGUGGUGAAGGAGAGGGAGAGGGAGGAAGAGAGGAAGGAGAGGGAGGAAGAGGAGAGGAGGCAAGCUGCAGAGGCGGCUGAAAGAGAGGCGGAACGAGAGGCAGAGAUGAAAGCGAAGGAAGAGGCGAUUCAAAGGCUGGAAGCAGUAGUUAUGGAGCUCAGAGAGAAGGCUUGUGAGCUAGAGAAGCAGCGAGGAGAGAAAGAGGAAAAGGUGAAGGGUUUAGAGGAGGAAGUGAGAGAGCUUGGGGAUAUGGUUGCAGUGCUGCAGGCUGGAAUAGCUGCGAAACGAGCGGAGCUAGCAGCCAAGGCGGCUGAAUCGGAGAGGAUGGGUCAGCUGGAAGAGCAAGUGAGGGACGGGGAGGAGCGAGUGAGGGAGAGAGAGGAGGAGGUGAGGAGGCUUGAGGAGAGAGUGAGGGAGGUGGAAGGGGAGAUGGAGGAGUUGUCGGUGCAGGUGAGUGCGUUGAGAGGGGAGGUGGAGGCGAAGGAGGGGGAGAGGGAGGAGGUCGAGAGGAAGGGGAGGAAGAGGGAAGGGAGGGUGAGGGAAUUGGAGGAGGAGAUUGGGAGGAGAGAGAAGAGGGAGAGAGAGAUGGAGGAGGAAUUGGGUGUGAGGGAGAGGAGGAUUGGGGAGCUUGAGGGGUUGAUGAGGGAGAGGGUGAGGGAGGUGGAGGGGAAGGAGAGGGAGAGGGAGGAGAUAGAGAGGGAAAUGGAAGGAUUGAAGGGAGAGAGGGAGGAAUGGCAGAGGGAGAAAGAGGAAUUGGAAAGGCAGAUUGAUGGAUUGCGGAGGGAGAAGGAGGAGUUGAAUGGGGAACUGGAACGGUUGAAAGGAGCAUUGGAAGGUGUGAAGGGCGAGAAGGAGGAAUUGGAGAGGCAGAUUGAGGUGAUGCGGAGGGAGAAGGAGGAAGUGAAAGAGGAGUUAGAGCGACUGAAAGAAGAGCUGGAAAGUGUGAAGAGGGAGAGGGAGGCAAGGCUGCAAGCAAGCCAGGCAGAGGUGAGGGGGGAGAAGGAGAAGCGGUCGAUGCUGGAGGUGAGGGCGCAAUUGCUUCAAGACAGAGUCGUGCAGGUGGAAAGGGAGAGGGAAGAGACGUCAGGUCAGUUGGAGGAGAGGACACGCGAGCUGGAGGAAAAGAGAGAAACGGUGGGGCAGCUGGAGAAGACAGUGAAUGAAUUGGAGGAGAGGGUGCAGUCGCUGCAAGACAAGGUGGUGCAGGUGGAAGGGGAGAGGGAAGAGACGGUAGGUCAGCUGGAGGAGAGGACACGCGAGCUGGAGGAGAAGAAGGAAAUGGUGGGACAGCUGGAGAAGACAGUGAGGGGACUGAAUGAGCGGUUGCAGAUGCUUGAAGACAGGGUACGGCAGGUGGAAGGGGAGAGGGCGGAAACGGUAGCGCAGCUGAAGAAGACCGUGUGUGAAGUGGAGGAGAGGAAAGAGAGAGUGUGUGAGCUGGAGAAGAAAGUUUUUGAGCUGGAAGAGAAGGUGCAGUUUGUGCAAGAGGAGAGGAAGGAGGUGGUGGGGCAGCUGGGAAACAAAAUAUUUGAAUUGGAGGCGAAGAAAGAGAGAGUGUGCGAGCUGGAGACGAGUGCUUGUGAGCUGGAGAAGAGAGUCUGUGAGCUGGAAGAGACGGUGCGGUGCCUGCAAGAGGGGAGGAAGGAGGUGGUGGGGCAGCUGGAGGAGAGGGUCCGCGAGGUGCAGGAGAAGAACGAGAGGGUGUGUCAGUUGGAGAAGGAAGUAUUUGAGCUGGAGGAGAGGGCGAAUUCCCUGCAAGAGGAGAGGAAGGAGGUGGUUUACCAGCUGGGAAAUACGAAAUUUGAACUGGAGGCGAGGAAAGAGAGAGUGUGCGAGCUGGAGAAGAGGGUUUCUGAGAUGGAGGUAAGGGUACAGUCUGUGCAGGAGGAGCGGAAGCAGGUAGUGUGUGAGCUGGAAAAGAGGGUUUGCGAGCUGCAGGAGAGGAAGGAUGCGGUAUGUCAGUUGGAAAAGAGAGUUUCUGAGCUGGAGGAAAGGGUGCAGUCUGUGCAAGAGGAGAGGAAGGAGGUGGUCUACCAGCUGGGAAAUACGAAAUUUGAGCUGGAGGCGAGGAAAGAGAGGGUGGUUGAGUUGGCGAAGGAGGAGGUCAUUUCACGGGCGAGAAUCGCUGAACUGGAGAACAGGGAGACUGUUCUGCAGGCGAGAUUAGUAGAGGUGGAGUUGGAGAGGGAGGUGGAGGAGAAGGAGGGUGCUUUGCAGGCGAGAGUUGCUGAACUGGAGAACAGGGAGACUGUUCUGCAGGCGAGAUUAAUAGAGGUGGAGAAGCAGGGGGCUGUCUUACAGGCGAGAGCGGUCGAGUUGGAAAGGCAGGAGGUUGCUUCACAGGCGGCGUUAGCAGAACUGAAGGAGAAAAGGGAUAUUUUGGAGGCGAAAGUGGUUGAGAUGGAAACGAAGGAGGUUGCUUCACAGGCGGCGUUAGCAGAACUGAAGGAGAAGGGAGAUGUUUUACAGGCGAGAGUGGUUGAGCUGGAGAAGCAGGUGGAGGAGGGAAGGGAGGAGGUGGAGCGAGGGAGGGAGGAGGUUGAGAGGGUGAAGCGAGAGAGGGAGGAGGCGAGGGAGAGAGUGUGGGUGGUGGAGAAAGAAAGGGAGAUAGGGGAGGAGGUGUUGGUGGGGUGGAAGAGGGAGGUGGAGGAGAAAGAAGGGGCGGUGGUGGGGUUGAGGGGCGAGUUGACGGAGAAGGAAGAGGCUUUGAAGGAGCUGGAAGCGGUGUUGGUGGGUGUGAGGGGAGAGUUGACGGAGAAAGAAGAGGCUUUGAAGGAGCUGGAAGCGGUGUUGGUGGGUGUGAGGGGAGAGUUGAAGGAGAAGGAAGAGGCUUUGAAGGAGUUGGAAGGGGUGGUGGUGGGUGUGAGGAGGGAGUUAAAGGAGAAGGAAGAGGUUUUGAAGGAGCUGGAAGGGGUGGUGGUGGGUCUGAAGGGAGAGUUAACGGAGAAGGAGAUUCUGAAGGGAUUGCAGAGUGAAGUGAAGGAGAAAGAAAGUGAGGUGGCGAGUCUGAUCAGGGAGUUGAAAGUAAAGGAGGAGAAUCUGGAGGAGCUGAAGGGGAAGUUGGAGGAGUUGGAAGGGGUGAUGGUGGAGUUGAGGGGCGAAGCGAAGGGGAAGGAAGGCGAGGUGGCGAAGUUGGUGCGAGGAAUGGAGGGGAAGGAUGCGGCUGUGAAGCGGUUGACGGGGGAGGUAGAGGGGUUGAAAAGGAAUUUGGAGGAGUCUAACGGGGAGAGUGCACGGUUGAUAGGGGAGCUGCAAACGGCACUGGGGGAGAGGGAGGAUGAGUUGAGGGCAGUUGAGGAUGAGAGGAAAGGCGUGCAGGCCGAAUUGGAAUGGAAGGGGGGAGAGUUGAGGGCUGUUGAGGAGGAGAGGAAAGGCGUGCAAGCAGCAUUGCAACAGAAGGAGGGCGAGUUGAAGGCCGUGGAGGAUGAGAAGAAAGGCGUGCAGGCAGAAUUGGAGUGGAAGGAGAGGGAGUUGAGGGCUGUUGAGGAGGAGAGGAAAGGAUUGCAGACAGAAUUAGAACGAAAGGAGGGCAAGUUGAGGGCAGUAGAGGAGGAAAGAAAGGGCGUGCAGGCAGAACUAGAACGAAAGGAGGGCGAGUUGAGGGCGAUGGAGGAUGAGAGGAAGGGCAUGCAGGCAGAAUUGGAAUGGAAGGAGGGAGAGUUGAGGGCUGUUGAGGAGGAGAGGAAAGGAUUGCAGACAGAAUUAGAACGAAAGGAGGGCAAGUUGAGGGCAGUAGAGGAGGAAAGAAAGGGCGUGCAGGCAGAACUAGAACGAAAGGAGGGCGAGUUGAGGGCGAUGGAGGAUGAGAGGAAGGGCAUGCAGGCAGGAUUGGAAUGGAAGGAGGGAGAGUUGAGGGCUGUUGAGGAGGAGAGGAAAGGCGUGCAAGCAGCAUUGCAACAGAAGGAGGGCGAGUUGAAGGCCGUGGAGGAUGAGAAGAAAGGCGUGCAGGCAGAAUUGGAGUGGAAGGAGAGGGAGUUGAGGGCUGUUGAGGAGGAGAGGAAAGGAUUGCAGACAGAAUUAGAACGAAAGGAGGGCAAGCUGAGGGCAGUAGAGGAGGAAAGAAAGGGCGUGCAGGCAGAACUAGAACGAAAGGAGGGCGAGUUGAGGGCAAUGGAGGAUGAGAGGAAGGGCAUGCAGGCAGAAUUAGAUUGGAAGGAGGGAGAGUUGAGGGCUGUAAAUGAGGAGAGGAAUGGCCUGCAGGCAGCAUUGGGGGAGAGGGAGGGCGAGUUGAGGACAGCUGAGGAUGAGAGUAAAGGCGUGCAGGCAGAGUUGGAAUUGAAGGAGGGCGAGUUGAGGGCAAUGGAAAAGAGUCUGGAGGACAAAGAGAAGAAAGUUCUGCUCUUGACUGAGGCAGUGAGCAGCAAGCAGCAGGAGAUCAAAGUGUUGAAGGGAGAUAUGGAGGUGUUGAGAGAGGAAAGUGCAGUGAUGCGAGGUAAGGCUGGCGAGGUGUUGAGAGAGGCGAGGGAGCAAGUGACAGCGCUGGAAGCACAGAUGAGCGGAAAGCAGCAAGAGAUUAAAGUGUUGAAGGGAGAGAUGGAAGUGUUGAGAGAGGAAAGCGCAGUGAUGCAAGAAAAGGCUGGUGAGACGUUGAGAGAGGCGAGGGAGCAGGUGGCAGUGCUGGAAGCACAGAUGGGGGAGGGGAGGAGGCAGUUGGAGGAGAGUGUUGAGGAGGGUCGAAAGGCGAUGGAGCAGGUGGCAGCGCUACAGGCACAGGUGGAGGAGGGGAGGCGGCAAUUGGUGGAGAAGAGUCAGCAGUUGGAGGAGGCUCGAGCGGAGGUUCGUAAGGAGAGGGAGCAGGUAACAGCGCUGGAAGCACAGGUGGAUGAGGGGAGGCGGCAACUGGAGGAAGGAAGGCAGCAGCUGAAGGAGGCUCUUGAUGAUCUCCGAAAGGAGAGGGAGGAGAUGCAGGUGGUACGUGCACGUUUGGCGGAAAAGGAGGGUACUGUGCGGGAGAAAGAGGCGAUGGUGUUGGUGCGGGAUGCAAAGAUUCUGGUGCUGGAAUCGGCAGUGGAAGGGAAGGGCCGGCAGGUGUAUGCACUGCAGGGCGAGGUGGAAGAGAGGGUGAGGCGAGCUAGUGGGCUGCAGGCGAGAGUGGAUGAGAAGGAAGGACAAAUAUCCUCGUUGCAAGCUGAGUUGGAAGAGAGGGCGAGGGAAGUGAGUGGGCUGCAGGCGAGAGUGGAGGAGAGGGAGGGGCAGGCAUCCUCGUUACAAGCAGAGGUGGAAGAAAAGGUAAGGGAGGUGAGUGGGCUGAGGGCGAGUGUGCAGGAGAAGGAAGGACAAUUAUCCUCGUUACAAGCUGAGUUGGAAGAAAGGGUGAGGGAAGUGAGUGGGCUGCAGGCGAGGGUGGAGGAGAGGGAGGGGCAGGUAUCCUCGCUACAAGCUGAGCUGGAAGAUGGGGUGAGGCAAAUGGGAGUGUUACAGGCAAGUGUGCAGGAGAAGGAGGAGCAGGUAUCCUCGUUACAAGCUGAGUUGGAAGAGAAGGUGCGGCAGGUGAGUGGGCUGCAGGCGAGUGUGCAGGAGAAGGAAGGACAAAUAUCCUCGUUACAAGCCGAGAUAGACGAGAGUUUGAAGCAAUUGGGGGUGCUGCGGGCGAGUGUGAAGGAGGAAGAGGAGCAGGUAUCCUCGUUACAGGGUCAGUUGGAGGAGAGGGUGAGGCAAGUGAGUGGGUUGCAGGUGAGUGUGGAGGAGAAGGAGGUGGUGAUAUCCUCGUUACAGGCAGAGAUGGAGGAGAGGGUAAAGCAAAUGGGGGUGCUGCAGGCGAGUGUGCAGGAGAAGGAGGAGCAGGUAUCCUCGUUACAAGCUCAAUUAGAAGAGAGGGUUAAACAAAUGGGAGUGCUGCAGGCAAGUCUGCAGGAGAAGGAGGAGCAGGUAUCCUCGUUACAGGCUGACUUGGAAGAAAGCGUGAUGCAAAUGGGGGCGCUACAGGCAAGUGUGCAAGAGAAGGAAGGCCAGAUAUCUUUGUUACAAGCUGAUAAGGAAGAGCAGUUGAGGCAAAUGGGGGUUUUGCAGGCGAGUGUGGGUGAGAAGGAGGAGCAGGUAUCCUUGUUACAAGCUGAGUUGGAAGAGAGGGCGAAGGACGUUGGGACUCUUCAAAAAAGUGUUCAGGAAAGGGAGAAGCAGGUAUCCUCGUUACAGGAUGAUUUGGAAGAGAAGGUGCGGCAAAUGGGGGCACUACAGGCGAGUGUGGAUGAGAAGGAGGAGCAGGUAUUCUCGUUACAAGCAGGUGUAGGAGAGAAAGAGCAGCAGGUGAAAGUGCUGGAGAGCCAAGUGGAAGAGAGUGUGAUGCAAGCUGCUGCGUUACAAGCAGGAGUAGAAGAGAGGGAGAAGCAGAUAUCCUUGUUACAAGCAGGAGUAGAGGAGAGGGAAAGGCAGAUGUCCGCGUUACAAGCAGUAGUUGAAAAAAGGGAUAAGCAACUAUUUGCGUUACAAGCAGGAGUUGAGGAGAGGGAACAGCAGAUAUCCGUGUUGCAAGCAGGAGUGAAAGAGAAGGAGCAGCAGGUAUUGGCUCUUGUGCAAGAGAAGGAACAGCAAAUACUGAUGGUGCAGAGAGAGAGGGAAGAGUGGGAAGAGGCUAGAGGGAGGAUGGCAGCGAGUGGGAAAGAAGCGGUGGAGAGGAGUGAGAGGGAGAUAGCUGCGAGGGCCGAGGAAGUUGCCCUGCUGCAGAAGGAGAAAACAGAGGUGUUGAGAGUGGUUGAAGAGCUGGAGGCGAGGGUGAGGGAGAGAGAGAUGGAUGUUGCGCGUGAGAAAGAGGCGGUGGAGAGGAGUGAGAGGGAGAUAGCUGCGAGGGUUGAGGAAGUUGCACGUCUGCAGAAGGAGAAAACAGAGGUGUUGAGAGUGGUUGAAGAGCUGGAGGUGAGGAUGAGAGAUAGGGAGGAGAAGGAGCAACAGGUGGUCGCAGCGCUGCAGGCGUGUGUGCAAGAGAAGGAGCAGCAGAUAGCGGUGCUGCAGAGAGAUAAGGAAGAGAUGCUGAGAGCGGUUGAAGUGUUGGAGGUUAAGGUGAGGGAUGGAGAGGAGAAGGAGCAACAGGUGGUAGCGCUGCAGGCGUGUGUGCAAGAGAAGGAGCAGCAGAUAGCGGUGCUGCAGAGAGAGAGGGCGGAAUGGGAGGAGAGAGUGGGAGUGGUGCAGUGUGAAAUGGAGGGGAAAGUGAGGGAGAUGGAGGGGCUAGUUGCUGAGGUGGAACGACUGGCUGGUGAGGUGGAAUGGCUCUAUGCUGAGCUGGAAAAGGAGCGCAAGCCGAGGCGUGGCUUGGAUGCUGAGCUGGCACGUGUGGUUAAAGCGAAGGAGAGUCUACAAAAGGAGGUGGCGGGUUUGAAAGAGAGAGUGAGGGAGAUUGAAAGGGAGAGUGUGAAGACGAGAGAAGAGGGAGAGAGGGAGAGGAUGAGGUUGAGCAAGGAGUGUGAGAGUGAGCGUGUGAAAAACGUGAAAGCGAGUGAGGAGCUGAGUGAAAGAGUGCAGGAGCUUUCUGCAUUGAAGACAGAGAGGGAAGGGCUUGUGAGAGAGUGCAAGGAAUUGAAGGAAGAAGCAAGGAAGCUGCGAGAGAGAGUGCAGGUUCUUACUACUGAAGGGGAGGUGUUAUCUGAGAGGGUUGGGGCUGCAGAGAGGAGGGUGGAGGAGGAGAGGGGGAGGAGGGAGGAGGUGGAGAGAGAGAGGGAGAGUGUGAGGGAGGAGCUGGAGGAGGGGUUGAGGGGAGUGAGGGAGAUGGGGGGGAGAGUGGAGGAGAUGGAAGGGGAAGUGAGUGUGCUACAGAGACAGAUGGAAAAGGCUGAGGAGAGGAGAGAGGAGGCUGAGAGGGAAAGGGGUAAUGUAGAGAGGGAUAUGGAGAUGUUAGUCAAGCGGUUGAGAGAGGAGGAGAGGAGUCUGAGGGAGGGAGAGGAGGAGGUGGAGCGAGUGAGAAAGAGAAUGGAGGAGGUGGAGAGGGAGUGGGAGGAGAGUGAGGGGGAGAGGAUGAGGUUGAUGAGGGAGGUGGGUGGUCUGGAGGAGAGAGUGAGGGAGCGAGAGGAGGAGUUGGAAGGGGUGAGGAGGGAGAGGGAUGGGUGGAGAGGGGUGCUGGUUAGACUGAAAGAGAGUCUAGCAAAGGAAGGAGCAGGACAAGGGGUAAGGGUGCAAGUGGUUAAAGAGGAGGUGGGGAGAGAGGAGGGGCAAGGCGAAGCAGUGAGGAGACAGAUGGAGGAGGAGAUUACAGCGCUUGUCCAGUCUAAUGCUGACGCAGCGAGGGCUGAUGUUGACAUGGCAAGGGCCGAUGCUGACGCUGCGAGGGCGGAGGCUGACGCCGCAAGAGCUGAUGCUGACGUGGUCAACAAAAGGCUCCAGGAGGCUGUAGCAGAAGCUGAAGCUGCACGGAAGGCAGCUGUAGCAGCUGAAGCUGCAAGGAUGGUGGCUGUAGCAGAGAGUGAAGCUGCGAGGAAGGCGGCUGUUGCAGAAACGGAAGCUGCACGAGAGGAGGUUGUAGCACUGGAGGAGGAGGUAGAGAGAAUGAGGGAGGGAGUGGGGGAUCGAGUGAGGGAGUUGGAGGUGGAGAUUGAGGGAGUGAGUGAGAGGCUUGGGAAGGCUGAGAAGGAGGUGAGGGAGAAGGAGAGGGAGGUGAAGAGGCAGAGGGAGGAGCUAAGAGUAAAAGAGGAGGAGCUGGAAGUGAGGUGCAAAGAGGUACAAGAGAAGGGCAAAAAGGUCGAGGAACUGAUGGGUGUUGUGGAAGAAACGAAGAUGAUUGUAUUGAGGAAAGAGGAGGAGUUAAAAAUGAGGGGCAAGGAGGUAGAGAAGAGGAGCAAAGAGGUUGAGAGACUGAUGGGGAUUGUGGGAGAAACGAAGAUGCUUUUAGCGAGGAAAGAGGAGGAGUUGGAAGUGAGGGGCAAAGAGGUGAAUGAGUUGACAGGGCUUGUGGAAGAAGCGAAGAUGCUUGUAGCGAGGACAGAGGAGGAGGGCAGGAUGGCACGAAUAGUGCUGGAAGGAACAGUGGUUAGCUUAAAAGAGGAGAUAGAGAGGGUUGCAGGAGAGGGGUUGGAAGCGGUGGAGAGGGUUAGAGAGGAGGGUAGGGAGGAAGUGGAGAGGGCUAGGGAGGAGGGUAGGGAGGAGAUUGAGAGGGUUAGGGAGGAGGGUAACGAGGAGGUUGAGAGAGUGAGGCAGCAGGCUUGGAAACAGGUGUCGGAGGCUUGGCAAAAGGCUCGGGAGGAGGUGGAACUGGUUAGGGAGCAGCUGGAGCAGGUUCGGGAGCAGCUCCGGAGGGAGGUGGUAUCCAGACAGGUGGAGACUGAACAGAGGGUUGUGGCUGAGGGGAGGUUGCGGGAGAUUGAGGAGAGAGUGAGGGAGAUGGAGAGGGAGAGGAGGGAGGUGGAAGGGGUGGUUGAGAGAGUGAGGAGGGAGUGGGAGGAGAAGGAGAGGGAGAUGAGGAGAGAGUGGGAGGAGAAGAGGUGUGGGAUGGAAGUGCUGGUGAGUCAGAUUGAGGAGAUGUGGAAGGGAAGAGUGGAGGAAGGGGAGAGGGAGAGGGAAAGGGAGAGAGAGAGGAGGGAGGCGGAGUGGGUGGAGGAGAGGAGAAGGUUGGCUGAGGAAGUUGAUAGGGAGAGGGAGAGAGUGAGGGAAGAGGGGGAGAAAGAGGGUGAGAGAGUGAGGAAAGAGGUGGAACAAGAGAGGGAGAGAGCUCUGGCAGAUGUGGACAGGGAGAGGGAGGAAGUGAGGGAGCAGAGGGAGAGAGUGAGGGAGGAGAGGGAGAGAGUCAGGGAGGAGGUGGAGCGAGAGAAGGAGGAAGUGAGAAAUCAACUGGAAAUGGAGAGGAAGAGGUUAAUGGAUGAUUUGGAGGAAAGAGAGAGAAAGUUGAAAGAGGCUGAGGAGAAGUGGAAGGAGGGGAGGAUGGAGGAAGAGAAAUCGGAGGAAACCGUAGGGGAGGAGGUGGGGACGAAUCGGGGGAAAGAGGAGGGGAAGGAGGGCGAGGAGAGAGAAGAUGAAGUGGUGGCGAAGCAAGGAGGUGACGAUGAGGAUAGAGGAGAGGUGGCAGCGAGAGAACGGGCAGAGAAGGAGUGGAGGGAGCGAGAGAAGGAAUGGCAAGCGAGAGAGGAGGAGUGGGGGAGGAGGACGGUGGAGUGGAUAGGGAGAGUGAAGGCGCUGGGUGCUCAGUGGAAGGGAGUGGUGCAGCGAGAGAGGCGAGCGAGAGUGAUGGAGCAGCGGGCCAGAUUGGAGGAGAGGAAGGCGAGAGAGGAGGAGAGCAGAGCUAGGGAGGAGGAGGAGAGGAGGCAAGGAAGUGAAGUGUGUGUGAUAGGCAAGGAGCAAGUGAGGGAGCUAGGGUCGUAUAUCACCAGCAUGGAGUUCGUCUGUGGAAGGUUCCAGCGUGCUCUAGCGGCCAAGGUGCAGCAGCUACAGGAGGAGCGGCAGCGGGUGGAAGGGAUAGUAGAGCAGGCAGCACGGGAGAGGGCUGCGCGGGACGCUGCACUGAAGACGCUUAUAACGGGGAUGGAGAAACGCGAUUUUGCGGCGAGUGAGCCGUAUGCAUCAGUGGACGCGGCAGCAGCUGAGGCCUUCGCAUGGCACGACUCCCAGCUAGAGGCCUUGACCCGCCGUGCUGCUCACAUGCUGCAUGCCGGCUCGGAAGCACCCACCGCAGCUGCUGGAACGACGCCACACCUCUCUGCAUCCACCCCUUCGCUGUACAUGGACACGGAGCAGGGUCAGAGAAAGCCUUCGGAACCAUGUGGUGCAGGGGCAGGUGGUGGGGCAGGUGGUGGGGCAGCUGGUGGGGCAGGUGCAGGGGCAGGUGCAGGGGCAGGUGCAGGGGCAGGGGCAGGUGUUGCAGGUGGGCCAGGGGCAUGUGGUGCGGGGGCGUCUGGUGUAGGGGCGGGCGGGGCAGGUACGACAGAGAGAGCAGGACCAGCAGCCCAAUCAGAGAGCAGUGGAAGCAGCCCCGAGCAGAGGCGUGCCACGAAUCGAUUUAGCCCGAGCAAGCAAGGGAGCCCAAGCCCGGCGCACAAGGGCGGCGGCACUGUCAUUCCUCACGACGCCACCCUCCCCUCGGGCCUGUGGGAUUUCUUCGCAGGCACAUCAGCAGGCCCACCGCUGCCGCUGUCAACAGUGGCUGACUGGGGGGUGGCGGGGAGGCGGCAGCACAAGUGGAUGGUGGAUGGCGUGUGGAUGGAGAUGUCUAGAAAGGAGUACGAGACCAUGCGUCAGACCCUGGCAGAGCAGCAGAAUCAACUGGCAACACUGGAGCAGUUACGGGCUGAUAAGGUCUGGAUGGAGGCUGCCUUGGCGCAGUUCAUAGAGCUCAAGAGGAAAUACGAGACGGAAAACGAAAGCCUACUGUCAAAGAUCGCCAUCGAUGCCGACGACUCGUUAACAACAGCGCUGAAGCUGUUUCAGGAGCACCACGUGACGUCGAUGCCCGUGCGCAACCGUCGCCUCUCUGCACCGCACCAAACCGAGAAGCCGUCGCUCAAGAAGCCCCAAGCUUUGCAGUCCAUCAUGGUGCAUCCGUCACCCAUGCGAUUCGUCGGCAUGGUGAGUCGUCUUCGCACGUCGCGCGUGCAAUUCAUCGGCAUGCUUUCGGUGGUGGACGUGGCGAUCUUCCUCGCGGAGUGGGAUGGUAACAAGGGCGCGCGUGGCGACGACGGCGAAAUGGUGGCGAAGACCCUGUGCGACGUGAAGGUCGCUGACGUCAUGGGUAAAUCCGAGGAGACACGUCAGAUGGUCGUCGUGGAUCCCCAUGCCAGUGUGUGGCAGGCGAUGCUGCUGCUAGGCGCGGGCGGCUUCCAUCGCGGCCUCGUGCCCAACAUCUGCCCGGGCGAGCACGAACUGCUCCCUCUCACCGAGCCUCCCCCCAAGCCCACCUCCCUGGCGGAGAGGCGCGCAGAGAAGGAGGAGAAGGGUGACGGGGAGGAGGGGGAGGGGAAGGGAGCAGGAGCGGCGGUGGUGCCGGCGCCGCCGAUGCCUCUGGCGGUGCAUAGCGAGGUGACGGGCUGCGUGGUGGGCGAGGAGUAUCGCGUGCUGUCUCAGAUGGACGUCGCCACGUUCCUGCUGUCGCACGAGGGGCUCAUGGGGCUUGCACUGGCUAAGAAGGUGGAUGAUCUGGGACUGGUGUGGCCGUUGGUGGUCACCAUAACGCCGUCUGACACUCUGCUGCACGCCUUCCGCCUCUUCAGGCGCCACCAGGUCACUGCACUCCCUGUGGUGGCUGCACAUGCGUCUGAGCCCCAUUCCGGCUUCCACGCGUGCGGCGAGGUUCUGAUCGACACUCUCUCCGCCUCUGACGUGCGCUGCAUUCACGUGCUGGAAGGGGGGGUGGAGGGGAAGAAGGGGCAGGAGGGGUUAAAGGAGGAGAAGAAAGAGGGGAAGAAGGAAGAGGGGAAGGGGAAGCACGGGAAGAAGGGGAAGGAGAGGAAGGGUCACCAUGCGAAGAAGACUGCGGUGCGGGUGGGUGAGGAGGAGUUUGAGGACCUGGGGGAGGUGACCGUGGGUCAGUUCCUGAGCGCUGUCAGGACGGCACAGAACCGCCACCUCAUCACGUGCACUCGCAACACGAGUCUGAGGCGGGUGCUGCACCGCAUGGUGAGGGAGAGGGUGCACCGCGUGUGGGUGGUGGACCAGCAGGAGCAGCCCUCGCCCAUGCCCUCCCCUCGCAUCCCCUCUACAAGCAUCUUCAAGGACAACCUAGAAGACCAGGGUCAUGCUGGCAACGGCAAGCCGAAGCCGCACGCUGCUACAGUGCUGCCGGCUAUAGAAGAGGACAAACCGGCUGUAGCGGACGAGGGUCCGGCUGUAGCAGGAGGAGAAGAGGGGGCGAGACUUGCUGCUGCUAGCCUCUUACAAGGUGUAGCUGGGUCGCCUAUGGGAGGGGUUGGAGGAGGAGGAGUGGGUGGGGGAAGUGUGGAGAUGCAUUUACAGGGGGUGGUGAGCCUUACGGACAUUCUUCGUAUUGUGCGUGUGCUGCCCAUUGCUAGUCUCUCUUCCUCUCAGCUGGGCGAACUGGGGAAGGAGCUGGAUGUGCAGGAGGGAGGGGAGGGGAAAGAGGAGGAGUUGGAGGGGUGGGAGAUGGGUGGAGGGGAGUUCCUUACGCCUGAUUGGAGCAUCGCGCCUGGAUCCCUGCUGGAUUGGUGGCCGAAAAUGAGCAAGUCUUCGUCGGUUGGUGCUUGA
Molecule: messenger RNA, 14787 nt
Organism: Closterium sp. NIES-65
Lineage: Eukaryota; Viridiplantae; Streptophyta; Zygnematophyceae; Desmidiales; Closteriaceae
Source: the annotation of a GenBank genome assembly